AUGGUCAACUCCUGUUGUGGCUCUGUCUGUUCUGAGGAGGGCUGUGGCCAAGGCUGCUGCCAGCCCACUUGCUGCCAGCCCACCUGCUGCAGGACCACCUGCUGCCGUCCCAGCUGCUGCAUUUCUAGCUGCUGCAGGCCUUCCUGCUGCCCCGCCAGCUGCUGUGUGUCCAGCUGCUGCCGCCCCAGCUGUUGCCAGACCACCUGCUGCCGCCCUAGCUGUUGUGUGCCCCCCUGCUGCCGCCCUAGCUGCUGUGUGUCCCGCUGCUGCCGGCCUUCCUGCUGCCCCCCCAGCUGCUGCGUGUCCAGCUGCUGCCGCCCCAGCUGUUGCCAGACCACCUGCUGUCGCCCUAGCUGCUGUGUGUCCAGCUGCUGCAGGCCUUCCUGUUGCCGCCCCAGCUGCUGUGUGUCCAGCUGCUGCAGGCCUUCCUGCUGCCGCCCCUGCUGUAGCAGUUCCAGCUGUUGUGGAUCCAGCUGCUGCCGCCCUAGCUGCUGUGUGUCCAGCUGCUGCAGGCCCCAGUGCUGCAUCUCCAGCUGCUGCCGCCCCAGCUGUUGCCAAACAACCUGCUGCCGCCCAGCAUGCUCUAGUUGUUCCUGCUGCUGA
Messenger RNA from Cricetulus griseus (Chinese hamster), 603 nucleotides. The record is from RefSeq and is a predicted model, not a curated record. NCBI's taxonomy places the organism in Eukaryota, Metazoa, Chordata, Mammalia, Rodentia, Cricetidae.